AUGCUGUAUACUUUCUACCGGGAGCUUGCUGGGGCGUUGCUUGUCGUUCUUACCGCCUACUUCAAGUGCAGCUUCCUUUAUUAUGACAUUGGACUGUUUGUUGAUUCGGUCAAUGUUGAGAUCUUCGUCGCUGAGAUUUUUAGAAUGAAGAUGAUCAUACACAUAACCAGGAGGAUAUUGUGGCUUUUUGCUCUGGUGCCAAGUUCAUCUGCUAGAAUGCCAUUAGAGAUGAAAACUGGAGAAACGGCAGAUCCUUCACUUCAGGCGAUCAGUGCAGUACUGAAUCCUAAAACCCGUGCUCCCUGUUCCCUCCUCCUGUUCAGAGAUCCACUUACAGCCUCCGACUUCUCUCUGGAUGUGAAGCUGCUGUUCGAACUAUGGAGUGUAGGGGAGUUUGAAAUGGCGACUGAUAGUGAUAACAUAACUCUGGAUAUGUCCUUGCUAAUUGCUGAAGCUCGGAAGGUGCGUAAUUCGUAUUACUGUACUAGAGUGGUCGUACUGAGCGACGACCCCGCCUUCCUGGCCUCCUUCGCCGAGUCGUCGCUCCGGGGCCGCCUCCUGGUGUGGGCCACGAGGCUCCUGGUCGUCACCCGCCUGCCCCUUCAGGAGCUCCGGCGGCUCCUCUCCUCCUCCUGGACCUUCUCCAUGAUGAACGCCAUGGCGCUCUUGAUAGAUGACGGUUCAGGAUACCGAAGUUGUCGUGUUUACGCCCAUUUACCGUACAGUCCAACUGGGGCGCGGGUGGUUCGCGUGGCUUCGUGGUCUUCUUCAGGAGGCUUGACCCUCGCCAGCCGCCACCAGCUUUUCCCACAGAAGUUUACGAACUUCCACGGCGCCACAGUGAACAUCACUGCUCUACCUUUCCGACCUUACUGGAUAGAGAGGACCACAGUGGCACCCAAUGGCACUGCUGCCACGACGUACACGGGAUCGGACGCCCUCAUGAUGCACGCUAUGGCACAGACGCUCAACUUCACUUUCAACGUUCUUCCUUGUGCGGAUUGGAACGAGGUCGGGUUUCGAGAUCAGACGAAGUUGACAUUGAUGCUGUCACUGGUGACCUCCAAAGUGGUAGAGCACGAGUCCUUCAUCGCCUCAGUGACCCACGUCCACCUCCCACAACGCGAGAAGCAAUACGAUUUCUCCUACAACUACGAGUACACAUAUGUGGUCUUCAGUUUGGCCAAGCCGUCGCUCCGUCCCAAAUGGCAGGGCUUGUACUAUCCUCUGAGUAACGAAGUGUGGCUCUGUAUCUUACUGGCGCUUCUUUUGACUCCAUUUCUCGCUGUGCUGGCGACCUACAACAGUGAAGGUGAAGCAGACAUCAAGACAAUGAGCCUCAAUUUGAUCGGGUCCCUGUUGGGGCAGAGCAUGGCGUCGAGGCGCGGAGAGAGCGCCGGCAGCCGCGUCUUCGUGGCCUCUUGGCUCGUCUUCGCCUUCAUCGUGGGCACGGCCUACCGGGGCAACCUCACCGCCGCCCUCACGCUGCCUAAGUACCCGCCGCGGGUCGAGACCCUUGCCCAGCUCGUUGAGACGGUGGACAGGAUUACGAUGCCACCUUAUGGGAGGGACUUCCAAGCUUUCUUUAUGCAGUCGGAGUCGGAGAUUUACAAAACUCUCGCCUCGAAGAUGGAAAUCGUGCCAGAUAUUCUCUCUGGCCUAAAGCAGAUCACGAACAAGGCUCCUUUACACGAUCAGUCUCCAGCUAUGGUGUUCGGCCACGCUACGGGUUUUGCUGAGGUGUGGGGUCGAAGUGUGGUGUUAAGCACCAUUGAGCGGGACUGGGUCACCGUCUACACUAGUCAAAAGUCCCACACAGACUCGGAGAGGUAUUUGAGACUUGCAAUCGCCGAGCACUUCACGCUGGCCGACGGGAGCAACGACCUGUACCUAGGCCGCGAGAGGGUCCUGUCCUCGAUCGCCGGCCUUCCGAUCCCACACGACGCGCCCUACAAGCCCCAGAUUGAUCGGUUCCUCAUGAUGAUGAUCGAGGUCGCUUGUCACGGAUGUUUUAUUACUGUAUGGAUGGCGAAUAUUGAUGAAUGCACAGAUAUCUGA
Molecule: messenger RNA, 2058 nt
Organism: Penaeus indicus
Lineage: Eukaryota; Metazoa; Arthropoda; Malacostraca; Decapoda; Penaeidae
Exons: 12
Coding region: 1-2058 (685 amino acids)
Cellular component (GO): membrane
Molecular function (GO): ligand-gated monoatomic ion channel activity
Source: RefSeq, a predicted model, not a curated record